Messenger RNA from Pectinophora gossypiella (pink bollworm), 2763 nucleotides. RefSeq names its product transcription factor collier (gene kn). Gene Ontology annotation, biological process: regulation of transcription by RNA polymerase II. Lineage: Eukaryota; Metazoa; Arthropoda; Insecta; Lepidoptera; Gelechiidae. The record is from RefSeq and is a predicted model, not a curated record. The coding region runs from base 503 to 2077 and encodes 524 amino acids. The transcript is spliced from 15 exons. Gene Ontology annotation, molecular function: DNA-binding transcription factor activity, RNA polymerase II-specific; RNA polymerase II cis-regulatory region sequence-specific DNA binding.
CCCGCGACGCUUGUUAGUGCUCCGCAAAUCCACAGCGGGAUCACCCGCACAACCGGGACCCGAUCCCAGUACGCACAUACGAUAAACCAGAGCCGCCUACCGGAUAGCUUUAUACAUAGCUCCGUCGAACUUACUAUUUCGGUUUUCAGAUAUUGUGUCGAAUUUUGUUUCGUAUUCAGUGCGGCUAUUAAAUUCUUUACGAUUUUCUUGUUUUAUGUUAUGUUCGUCUUUUUGAAUUCUGAAUUUCGUAACGAAUAAUAAAGUGCUGACGAACUUUGAAUUUAGAACUCGUUUUUCGGGGGUCGUCGCGAUAUUCCGUGUCGGUUCGUGCGCUCUCGGGCGCUGAGUGGAGGUGCGUUCGUAAGUCGCGAUUCGGUCGGACGAGCUAAACGCGGCGGCGGGCGGCUAUUCGGGCUCGCCGUGGCCGCCGCUCGAGCUAGACCCCGUGGGAUGGGGACGCAAGCUAUAUCCAUCGGGAGCGCCGAGGUCUUCAGGUGGCCUGAUGUUUGGGCUGCACCACCAGGAGGCGGCGGGCGGGCUCCACACACAGCCUCGGGGGCCCGUCACCUCACUCAAAGAAGAACCUUUGACAAGAGCCUGGAUGACGCCCAGCUCGCUAGUUGACAAUACCAACAGCGUGGGCGUGGGCCGCGCGCACUUCGAGAAGCAGCCGCCCAGCAACCUGCGCAAGAGCAACUUCUUCCACUUCGUAGUGGCUCUGUACGACCGCGCCGGGCAACCGGUCGAGAUCGAGCGCACCGCCUUCAUCGGGUUCAUUGAGAAGGACCAAGAAGCUGAAGGCCAGAAAACAAAUAACGGCAUCCAGUACAGACUGCAAUUACUUUAUGCUAAUGGUAUCAGACAAGAACAAGACAUUUUCGUCCGUCUCAUCGAUUCAGUUACGAAACAGCCAAUCGUAUACGAAGGUCAAGAUAAGAAUCCAGAAAUGUGCAGGGUUUUGCUUACACACGAAGUCAUGUGCAGUCGGUGUUGUGAUAAGAAGAGUUGUGGAAAUAGAAAUGAAACGCCUUCGGACCCUGUUAUCAUAGACCGAUUUUUUCUAAAAUUCUUCUUGAAAUGCAAUCAGAACUGUUUGAAGAAUGCAGGAAACCCGCGAGACAUGAGAAGAUUUCAGGUGGUGAUAUCAACGCAAGUGAUGGUGGACGGGCCACUGCUCGCCAUAUCUGACAACAUGUUCGUCCACAACAACAGCAAACACGGCCGGAGGGCGAAGCGCCUCGACCCAACUGAAGGUAUUGACGCCGCGCCAGAGCCCGUGCCCACUUCGGGCUUGUACCCCCCUCUACCAGUAGCAACACCUUGCAUCAAAGCGAUAUCACCAAGCGAAGGCUGGACGUCUGGCGGAUCCACAGUUAUCAUAGUAGGGGACAACUUCUUCGACGGAUUGCAAGUCGUGUUCGGGACUAUGUUAGUUUGGAGCGAGUUAAUAACAUCACACGCAAUAAGAGUACAAACGCCACCGAGACACAUACCGGGAGUCGUGGAAGUAACGUUGUCCUACAAGAGCAAACAGUUCUGCAAGGGCGCGCCUGGGCGAUUUGUUUAUGUUUCGCUCAACGAGCCCACGAUAGAUUACGGCUUCCAGAGACUUCAGAAACUUAUACCGCGACAUCCCGGGGAUCCGGAGAAAUUACCAAAGGAAAUAAUUCUAAAACGAGCAGCAGACUUGGCUGAGGCAUUGUACUCGAUGCCUCGGAACAAUCAGCUGGGUUUGGGGGCUCCUCGGUCACCGCCUGCGAGUAUGCCCUUCAAUUCCUACACCGGACAAUUAGCCGUCAGUGUGCAAGACACUGCUGCCGGCCAGUGGACUGAAGAAGACUACGCGCGCAGUGGCGGGUCGGUAUCACCUCGGUAUUGUUCGGCUGCGUCUACGCCGCAUGCUGCCCCCGCGUCAUACCCCCACCCUCAGCACUAUCCAGCGCCACCUACCUCGCUCUUCAAUACUACCUCACGAAUGGGCGGGCUCGUAUCAUCUCCAUUCAGCGUCAACCCCUUCUCGUUGCCAACGUGUAGCGCACAACAAUAUGCCCAGACCGCGCCUCUAGCUUCCAAGUAGCGUAUGGACAACACAUUCUAAAGGCUAAAUUCAGUGAGGUUGUAUGAAGCACCAAAGAUUUCUCAAAGCUUUUGUUUUUAUAUAUCUUUAAAAUGUUUAGAUGUGAGUAACAUGAAUGUGGUGACGGCGUGCUUAGAACAUUUGUAAAUAACAUUGUAAGGUUAAUGUACAGCAUAGAAAAAGUAUUUAAUGGUUCGGUUGCUAGAUUGGAAUAGUUUCGUAGAUUUUAUAUAAAUUGAUGCCCAUUAUCAAAACGCUCAACUUGGGCAUAAAGUAUCAUGUAAAAAUGUGGUUCUUUGAAAUGUUUCCUUUAUAAUUUCACGUCAGUGUGUCAAUCUUGUUUUUGUAAAAUCUGUGAUAUAUUUAUUGUAAGUACAAUUGUAAAUUUUAAUCAAUGUGUAAGUUUUUCGACACUUAACUUUGGCUAGUGUAAAAUUUGUCUCUGCUUAGGUUUGUAAAGACAUCGAAUGUAAAUUUAAACGGAAUAUCAAUCAUAUCUCGAAUCGAAACAAUGCAUAUCCUUUUAAGAGUGGAGGUUCAGAAUAUCUAUGAAUACAACGAAAAAAUCUUACAAAGAUGUAUACGAAAAAAUAAAAAUAAAUGUUCUCCCCCGAACACUUUCCCGGAUUUCAACACAGAAGCGAAUUGUGUGUUUUGAAGAUUUCCUCCCCGAAUAUAAAAUGUGU